CAUGACGUGCGAAAACGACGGGAGCCUCAACCGGGUCUGGCUCCGGGGCUUCCUUCGGGGCGUCGACUGUCGACCGGUGCAGUUUCGGGACGCCCUCGGAACGACGCUGGUUUGCAGCCUGUGCGGACUGGUGGCCCGCCGGAUGGCUUCGCUCCGCUGCUCGCACGUCUUCUGCGAGUUCUGCUUGGAGCAGUGCACCGGCGGCGUCUUCGGUGUGGAGAAGCGGUGUAUUUUCGACCAACAGACGACGGACGUGUCCGAUGUGGGCGCCGUACGAUGGUACGAGACCCAGCCGCUGGACCUCGUAAAGGCAAAGGUUCGAUGCUGGAAUGCAAGAUACGGGUGUGAUUUCACGGGUCCACUGCGUGGUCUGCUGGAUCACUUCGAACAGGACUGCACCUAUCACGUGGUCAUUUGCCCUCGAUGUCAGAGCAUGCAAGUGCGCUCGAAACUGGCCGACCAUUAUCGCCGUGGAUGCGUGGCACCUCCCGCCAUCAACUCCUUGGGAUGCCACCAACUUCCCGGCGCCAGUGUCUCCAGCAAUAGACAAGACGCUGCGUCGCUUUCUCUAACGCAAGACACGAUCGCAGGUAUACCGUUGUCUGGACACAACAAUCAGUGA
This is a messenger RNA of Rhipicephalus microplus (southern cattle tick), 622 nucleotides long. RefSeq lists its product as uncharacterized. The record is from RefSeq and is a predicted model, not a curated record. NCBI's taxonomy places the organism in Eukaryota, Metazoa, Arthropoda, Arachnida, Ixodida, Ixodidae.